Molecule: messenger RNA, 1384 nt
Organism: Dothidotthia symphoricarpi CBS 119687
Lineage: Eukaryota; Fungi; Ascomycota; Dothideomycetes; Pleosporales; Dothidotthiaceae
Product: NAD(P)-binding protein
Exons: 2
Coding region: 326-1261 (311 amino acids)
Source: RefSeq, a predicted model, not a curated record
UAACGCCACCAGUGUAAUCUUGCGAGCACGGCCUGAAAAACCCGUUAUGCAUAACAAUGAAUAGUUUGUUCUUUCAGAGGGAUCUCAAAACGAUUUUCUUACUGCCGAGGUGACGUCAUCGCGAUCGCUGCAAAAACCUCAUCAAGUGUGUGUAGUAUGACAAAUCAUUACCAGCAAGACGGCGGUGUCAUGGCAGUCGUGAUACCCAUAGUUAAUAGUAUAGAUGAUUGGUAAUACUAUACUUCAAAACUAAACCAUCCACACCCCUACUAUCUCGCCAUCAACCUACACCGUCAAACUCUAACCAGCACAACCACCAACGAAGAUGCUCGCCCUAACCAGCACAACCGGGAAACUCGGUUCAGCAGUCCUCCGAGCAAUACUAGACAACCAACUCAUAGACCCCAAAGAGCUCGUCAUCUGCACUUCCUCAAGUCCCAAAGAAGGCUCCACGCCAUCCCAAACCCACAGCAUCACCACCCGUCACGCAACAUUCGACCAGCCUUCCUCCCUCGUACAAGCAUACACAGGAUGCACCGCGCUCUUCCUCGUCUCCACGCCCCAUAUAGCCAUGGACUACAACAACGCGCCCUUAUGGCAAGGCAGGGAAGCACAUCACCGCGCCGCCAUCGAUGCCGCUAUCCAAGCCGGCGUAGAACACAUCUACUACACGUCGCUCGCGUUUGCGAAUCCGAGUAAAGCCGGGGUGAUGCGGGCGCACAUACGAACUGAGCGGUAUCUGAAGGAUUUGGAGCGCGAGGGCAAGGUUAAAUUCACUAUACUAAGGGAGGGGUUGUACAACGAGAGUUGGCCAUUGUAUUUUGGGUACUACUUCGGUUUGAAGGAGGAUAAGAGGAGUGAAGUGGCGGUUGCGGGUGAUGGGUCGGUGGCCUGGACAGCGAUUGCGGAUAUGGCGUUUGCGACGGCGAAGAUCCUGGCUGCGCCGAGUGAGGAGUGGGCGGGCAAGAUGGUCUAUCUGAGUCAGAAGAAGACGUGCACGCUGGAAGAUAUCGCGGGGAUUGUGAGCAAGGUCAGGGGUGAAGAUGUUAAGCUCAAGGUUGUGGGGAAGAAGGAGUAUGAGGACUUUUAUGUCGAGGAGAAGGGCAUGGAGAGGCCGUCUGUGGAGUGGUGGAGUAGCACGUAUGAUGCUUUGCGAGACGGGGAGUGCGCGAUUGAUGACCCGACGUUGGAGACGAUGCUAGCUCAAGCUGGGCGGUCGCCGAAAACGAUCGAGGACACGAUCAAGGAGAUGUUGAGGUGAAAGUCUGUAGGUUGGUUAAACAAGAUAAAUGGCGACAUACGGUACACACUGGGUUUUCAUCAGCUUUCUAGGUAGUUUAUCCUUCAAUCUAAUAACCUCGACACUGCAGAGCCAUGUCAGAAU